AUGAGUACAUCUCCUAGUUCAAAUAGUCCUUUGACUCAAUUUCAAUUGCUCAUUAAUUCUUCUGAAGAGGAUCUAAUUCAACCAUUGAACGCUUUCUUUGAGACAUUUUUUGCUAUGAAUGAUAGUAUUUCUAUUGAACAGUGGGAUAUGGCUCUUCCUAGUGAUUCUGAAAGGGAACAAAUGAAAGAGCUUAUUUCCUUCCUUAUGAACACUGAUGAUUUUGGCAAAAUCUCUUCUGAUUCGACUUUGCUUUCCCGAGUUGCUCCUCUUCUUGUUAAAUCAAUCCAAUUAACUUUUAUUAAAGUUGCACCUUUUAACUAG
Molecule: messenger RNA, 321 nt
Organism: Meloidogyne enterolobii
Lineage: Eukaryota; Metazoa; Nematoda; Chromadorea; Rhabditida; Meloidogynidae
Source: the annotation of a GenBank genome assembly